GAUAAAAUAUUUGUUUAUGUCCACCACUUAGGUAUGAUAUACAUUUAUCAACAUCAAGACAACCACUUAACUAUUUCGUUAAUACAAUCAUCGAGAGGGAAAGGUUUCAUGAAAAGCAGUAUAAUUGUGGAACUUUGAACAAUUUGCUGUUUGUAGUCCCUUUUUCCUAAAGGAACACAAUGGGUAGUAAACGGAAAGUUUGUAUCAUUGGGGCAGGGCCUUGUGGUAUGACAGCAUUAUUUCACUUUGAUCAGAUCGGCGAUUCUUCGACGGAAGUCGUCUGCUACGAGAAAAGUGACACGUGGCUUGGGCUUUGGAACUUUACAUGGAUGACGGGAACUGAUGAAUUUGGAGAACUAUGUCAUGGUGGCAUGUACAAACAUCUUUGGUCGAAUGGUCCGAAAGAAGGCCUAGAGUAUCCGGAUUACACAUUUGAUGACCAUUAUGGAAAAGCUAUACCAUCUUUUCCUCCACGUCGCGUCUUGAGAGAUUACAUGGAAGGGAGGCUUGUCAAGAAAAGUAAAUCAGAUUUAAAGCGUUUUAUCAAAUGGAACACCGUUGUAAGGUAUGUGACCUACAACCAAAAAUCAGAUGACUUUACAGUGAUAGCGGAAGAACUUAAAACAGGUCGCACAUUCGAAAGCAAAUUUACACACGUUAUCGUUGCUAGUGGAAUAUUCAAUAAUCCGAACAAACCAACUUUUGAUGGCAUUGAUACUUUUCCUGGACGAAUAAUUCAUUCGCAUGACUUCCGGGAUGCUGCACAGUUCAAAGGUCAACGUGUGUUGGUUGUUGGAGCUAGUUAUUCUGCGGAAGAUGUAUCAUUACAAUGUUUGAAAUUUGGAGCAAAAAGUAUUGUCACAUCUUAUAGGUCGAAACCAAUGAACUUUAAUUGGCCAGCUGGAAUUGAAGAACGACCAUUAAUAAAGAAAAUUGAUGGAAAAGUGAUCAACUUUAUCGACGGUAGUUCGGCGGAAGUAGAUUCAAUAAUUCUGUGUACAGGUUACAAAUACAGUUUCCCGUGCCUGGACGACAGUUUACGUCUGGUGUCAACGCUGUCGGUGUAUCCUGCUGGUUUAUACAAGGGAUCCCUCUGGUUGAAUGGUGGUAACAGAAAGUUGUUUUACAUGGGAACCCAGGACCAGUACUUCUCCUUCACAAUGUUUGAUGCACAGGGACUAUGGAUAUCUAGGUUUAUUACUGAAACUUUACCGAACGAACCAAAGAGCAUUAAAGAAAUGAAGAAAGAGGAGCAAAAAUGGGUACAAAGACGUAAAAACGUUGAAGAUUGUCAUGAUGACAUUGACAUACAAGCCGAUUUUAUUCAAGAUCUAAGCGACGGAACUGGAUAUCAUUCAGAUGCACCAAAGGCUGGAGCAUUAUUCCACAAGUGGGAGCAUGAUAAAAUGGCGAAUAUAAUCACUUACAGAGACCAGCCAUUUAAAUCGGUAUUUUCUGGUACUAUGGCUGCUCAGCACAAACCAUGGUUUCAGGACUUUGACGAUUCAAUUGCUUCCUUUGUCAAAUAGGUAGAGCUACACAGUAAAAUAUAUGAAAUCCUAUUCAUGUUUAAAUUAGGGAAAACUACAUUUUGAGCAAGAAAACUGAUCAUUCAUAAUCUUGAGGAUGUUUAGAAUAUAACAAUGUGUUUAAUAUGUGUUCUAGGGUUUAUCAUAUGAUAAUGUUCAUUUCUUUUAUAAAGAUAUACACAUACAGUCCUCAUGGUGUAACAGGACAGCAUUACUCAAAUAUGUUUCAUAGAGUUAAUGUUCUUUGUAUAGUUUUUGCAUAUUAUAUUAUAAAUACGUAAAUGUUU
Molecule: messenger RNA, 1816 nt
Organism: Mytilus trossulus (common blue mussel)
Lineage: Eukaryota; Metazoa; Mollusca; Bivalvia; Mytilida; Mytilidae
Product: trimethylamine monooxygenase-like
Exons: 5
Coding region: 180-1529 (449 amino acids)
Molecular function (GO): flavin adenine dinucleotide binding; N,N-dimethylaniline monooxygenase activity; NADP binding
Source: RefSeq, a predicted model, not a curated record